This is a messenger RNA of Anopheles nili, 1233 nucleotides long. It is a transcript of the gene Zip88E, whose product is annotated as zinc transporter ZIP3. The coding region runs from base 1 to 1089 and encodes 362 amino acids. Gene Ontology annotation, cellular component: plasma membrane. The record is from RefSeq and is a predicted model, not a curated record. The transcript is spliced from 2 exons. Gene Ontology annotation, molecular function: zinc ion transmembrane transporter activity. Lineage: Eukaryota; Metazoa; Arthropoda; Insecta; Diptera; Culicidae. Gene Ontology annotation, biological process: zinc ion transmembrane transport.
AUGGAGGAGAGCGUUCACACGCCAACGUCGAAUGGAACGGAACCACCCGGCAGUGUUAGCCUCAACGAGGCCAAGCUGUUGGCGAUCGUUGCGCUCGGACUCGGCAGCUUCCUGUGCGGUGUGUUACCGAUGUACUGUUCUCGCCGGAAUCGGGAACGGUUCCCACGGACGUUGUCGUGUCUUCUGUGCCUUGGGGCAGGUGUACUGUUUGCGACCGCCAUCGUGCACAUGCUGCCGGAAGUGCGUACUUACCUGAACGCGUACGCCGAGAUCGUGUUCUGUAGCGGGUUCUUUCUCAUGUACGCCAUCGACGAGCUGAUGCUGUUCUGUGGUAUCGGAGCGCAUGAUCAUGGCGAGGGAAGCGAACCGGAACGACGGUGCAGCAUCGGUGAGGAAUCUGACACCGCGAGCACGUCUAGCCGAAGAGAUCGCCGAUAUGGUACGAAUGAGGAAACCAAAUCUCUCCUGAAUAAUUACAGAAGCGACUCUGAAAGUCACAUCGUCCAUCGAGCGUUGGAGAGCGGAGUUGUCGCCAGUGGUACCGGCCUAUCCAACAGAUCAUCCAUCGAAGGCCGGCCAGAAUUGCAACGACAGCAGUCGAACGCGACCGAGGUUCACCUAACGGGUGUGUUUGGUUUACUGUUGGCCCUCAGCUUGCAUUCCCUGCUCGAGGGGCUGGCGAUCGGUGUGCAGAAUUCGGCACCCAAAGUGCUGCUCCUGUUGGGUGCGGUCAGUGCUCACAAGUUCGUGGUGGGCUUUGCGCUUGGUGUGGAACUGUGCUUGCAGGGUACGAUACACCGAUGCUCGCACAUCCUGCAGGUGUUAACGUUCUCGCUCGGUUCGGUGGCCGGUAUUGGCAUCGGAAUGGGUUUGGACGGACUGAACGAAACGCUUACCAGCCUCAUCGUGCCGGCGCUGCAAGGAUUGGCCGGUGGAACGCUCCUGUACGUGACCGUGAGCGAGGUUUUGCCACGUGAACGCGCGAAACGACGACUGCAUAUGAGGAGCAUUGGCCUAACCCAGCUCGUCGCCGUUCUAGUCGGGUUUACGUUAAUGUCCGUGCUUAGCUUAACCCUUAUCGACGAGUAAAGCGACGGGACGGAACCGCUAACGUGAUUUAUCUAUUAUUACGUGAACAUUUUUUAUAGUAUUGUAUUGUAACGCUCCAAAAAAAAAUAAUGUGCCGUUUUACACAAUUUUCAACAAUAAACAUUAGCUAGUAAGCUACCAACC